Messenger RNA from Balaenoptera acutorostrata (minke whale), 3421 nucleotides. It is a transcript of the gene WDR72, whose product is annotated as WD repeat domain 72. The record is from RefSeq and is a predicted model, not a curated record. Gene Ontology annotation, biological process: protein localization to plasma membrane. The transcript is spliced from 20 exons. Bases 89 to 3403 code for a protein of 1104 amino acids. NCBI's taxonomy places the organism in Eukaryota, Metazoa, Chordata, Mammalia, Artiodactyla, Balaenopteridae. Gene Ontology annotation, molecular function: protein binding. Gene Ontology annotation, cellular component: cytoplasm.
CGGCCUCAGGCUCGUGCAGCCCUCGGCUUCCCGCCUUCAGGCCGAGGGUUUGGAUACUGAGGGGCGGGGAAGGAAGGAUUCCUUUACCAUGAGGUCCUCCCUACAGGCUGUGGCACUCUGGGGAAGGAAGGCACCUCCUCACAGCAUCACUGCCAUCAUGAUCACUGAUGACCAGCAAAUGAUUGUGACGGGAAGUCAAGAGGGUCAACUCUGCCUCUGGAAUCUCUCAUCUGAACUAAAGAUUUCGGCCAAAGAACUUCUUUUUGGUCACUCAGCUUCAGUGGCGUGUUUGGCGAGAGCGAGAGACUUCUCUAAACAGCCCUUCAUAGUUAGUGCUGCUGAAAAUGGGGAGAUGUGUGUUUGGAAUGUCACCAAUGGACAGUGCGUGGAGAAGGCCACACUUCCUUACAGGCACACUGCAAUCUGUUAUUACCACUGCUCAUUCCGGAUGAUAGGAGAAGGCUGGCUUCUGUGUUGUGGAGAAUAUCAAGAUGUUCUUAUAAUUGAUGCCAAAAGUUUGGUUAUUAUUCACACUUUCAUAUCAUCUCAGUCUCCGGAUUGGAUCAACUGCAUGUGCAUUGUUCAUUCCAUGAGAAUUCAAGAAGAUUCUCUCUUGGUAGUGUCAGUAGCUGGUGAGCUCAAAGUAUGGGAUCUCUCUUCAUCUAUCAACAGCAUUCAGGAAAAGCAAGAUGUUUAUGAAAAGGAAUCCAAAUUUCUUAAUUCCCUGAACUGCCGGACAAUACGAUUUUGCACGUAUACAGAGAGACUUCUACUGGUGGUAUUUUCUAAAUGUUGGAAGGUCUACGAUUAUUGUGAUUUUUCUCUUCUUUGGACUGAAGUUAGUGGGAGCGGGCAGUUCUUUGCUGGUGGAGAGGUGCUUGCUGCUCACAGAAUCAUCAUCUGGACAGAAGAUGGUCACAGUUAUAUCUAUCAGCUGCUGAACAGUGGGCUUUCAAAAAGCAUAUACCCUGCUGAUGGAAGAGUGCUUAAAGAGACCAUUUAUCCUCAUUUACUGUGCUCUACUUCUGUGCAGGAAAAUAAGGUACAGAGCCUUCCCUUUGUUAUGGGCUACAUGAAUGAAAGGAAAGAGCCUUUUUAUAAGGUACUUUUCUCUGGAGAGGUCUCAGGAAGAAUUACGUUGUGGCACAUCCCUGAUGUUCCUGUAUCCAAGUCUGAUGGUUCUCCUAAAGAGAUACCAAUAACUACCACCUGGACCCUUCAAGAUAAUUUUGAUAAGCAUCAUACCAUGUCACAAAGUAUUAUUGACUACUUCUCUGGGUUUAGAGAUGAGAAUGGAAUUGCGGUUGUCACUUCAUCAGAGUAUGUUCCAAGUCUUGAUAAACUAAUAUGUGGCUGUGAAGAUGGGACAAUUUUCAUUACACAGGCUUUGAAUGCUGCCAAAGCAGGACUUCUAGAAGGCGGUUCUUUACUAAAAGGUUCCCUUCCUCAGAAAGUUCUCAAAGGCCAUCACCACAGUGUUACUUCCUUGCUUUAUCCACAUGGUCUCUCUUCAAAAUUAGACCAAAGUUGGCUGGUAUCUGGGGACCAGGACUCAUGGGUCAUCUUGUGGGAUAUCUUUACUGAAGAAAUUUUGCAUAAAUUCUUUUUGCAAGCUGGUUUAGUAAUGAGUCUUUUGAUGUCACCAGAGAAUUUCAAACUACGAAGUCAUCAGGUAAUUUGCUGUGUGUGCAGUGACCAUUCUGUGGCUCUCCUUCACCUUGAGGAGAGGAGGUGCCUCCUGAGCGCCCGAAAGCACCUUUUCCCUGUGAGGAUGAUAAAAUGGCAUCCCGUCGAGAACUUUCUAAUUGUUGGAUGUGCAGAUGACUCUGUUUACAUCUGGGAAAUUGAGACAGGCACUUUGGAAAGACAUGAAACGGGAGAAAGAGCAAGGAUUAUUCUUAAUUGUUGUGAUGGUUCACAGCUUCUAAAGCCUGAAUCUGUACUUCCAGUUGCCUCAGAGACACAUAAGCACAAAAGUGUAGAACAGAGGUCCUCCAGCUCCUACCAGUUUGGGCCAAUACCUUGCCCUGGUCUGCAGGUGGAGUCUUCAUGUAAGGUCGCUGAUGCCAAGUCUUUCUCAGGACCUUUUAAUGUCUUGCCUGUGAAGACAAAAUGGAGUAACAUUGGUUUUCAUAUCCUUCUAUUUGAUCUGGAAAACCUUGUUGAACUUUUGCUGCCAACUCCAAUCUGUGACGUUGACCCUUCCAGUUCAUUCUAUGGCAGUGAGAUCCUGAGAAGAGCCAAAAGCACAGUAGAGAAGAAAACACUGACACUGAAAAGAAAUAAAACUGCCUGUGGUCCUCUCUCAGUGGAGGCACAAGCCAAGCCUGUUAGUGAAAGCCCAGCCCAAGGAGAAAAUACCAUGAAGUUAUCAGAAGAAAAUGAUGGCAUUAAAAGGCAGAAGAAAAUAAAGAGCUCCAAAAAGAUGCACCUUAAGCAAUCUAGAAAAGCCAAUGCCAACCUCACAAUAGACACAGCUAAAUUGCUUCUAUCUUGCCUUUUGCCAUGGGGAGUGGAUAAAGAAUUAGACAAUCUUUGCAUUAAGCAUCUCAAUAUUUUAAAGCUUCAGGGUCCCGUUUCUUUAGGACUUGCUUCAAAUGAAGAUCACUUCUCACUGAUGCUGCCAGGUUGGGAUUUAUGCAAUGCUGAAAUGAAAAAAGACUAUUCAAAAGUAAAUUUAUUUUCCAGGAAAGUUUUGGACUUGUCAAAUAAAUACACUUCCACUCUUCCAAAUCAGGCUGGGAUGCCAAGAAGACCGGAAAAUAAUUCUGAUUCUUUGCAAGAGCUAAACACUAUAGUUUACUUAUUGAGCAAACUAUUUUUAGUUAAUAAGUUAGUUAACAUGCCUUUAGAACUGGCAUGUGGAAUUGACAGUUCUUUCACAAUGGAGUCUGUGCAUAACAAGAUGAAAAGUCCUGGGAAUGAUAUUUUAAAUGUUUCAAGCUUCUACGGUUAUUUACGAAAUGGUAAGAGUGAAUCCCAUCUACCUGAAGCUGACAUUUCACUUUUGAAGCUAAUUUCCUGUUGGAAAGACCAGUCUGUCCAGGUAACUGAAGCAAUACAAGCUGUUCUUUUGGCGGAAGUUCAACAGCACAUGAAAACCUUUAGAAAGACACCAGUCAACAGUGAACCAGUGUCGGUGGCAAAGAAUGGUGACUAUGAGAUGACGCAGAUCCAGCCAAAGAUGGAAUGGGCCAAGGAGCCAGAGUUACCGUGUAUUACAGACACUUUGCCUCUGCAAACUCCAGUCAGUCCGGUCAAGCAUGACCGCAACUCAAACUCGGCAAACUUCCAAGACACUGAGGACAUGCCUGACAGAUGUGUCUUGGAAGAGUCUGAGAAUCCAGGUGAACGAAGGCAUCAUCUAUGGAUAGCAAAGGUGUGCUCCUGCAAGCUGUGCUAAAUGGAAUCUCAUCUGUAG